GGGAGAAGUGGGCGGGGCCUAAGAGCAGAGGGGAGAUCGGUGGUCGGAGCAGCGGGAGACACCGGGAUGAACCACAAGAGUAAAAAGCGGAUCAAGGAGGCGAAGCGCAGCGCCCGGCCGGAGCUGAAGGACUCCCAGGACUGGAGCCGCCACAACUAUGCCGAGGUGUACGGGCUGAGCCCCGGCAGCGUGCGGGAUAAUGUCGAGCGCGUUGACACCCUGCAGCUCACACCAGAAGAAUUCAUUGAGCGCUUUGAGAAACCCUACAAGCCGGUGGUGAUCCUCAAUGCCACGCUAGGGUGGCCCGCCCAUGAGAAAUGGACCAUAGAAAGACUCAAACGCAAAUACCGCAACCAGAAGUUCAAGUGCGGAGAAGACAACGAUGGCUAUUCUGUGAAGAUGAAGAUGAAAUAUUACCUUGAGUACAUGGAAGGGACCCGGGAUGACAGUCCCUUGUACAUCUUUGACAGCAGCUACGGGGAGCACCCUAAACGGCGGAAAUUGCUGGAGGAUUACGACGUGCCAAAAUAUUUUCAAGAUGACCUUUUUCAAUUCGCAGGAGAGAAAAGGCGACCACCGUACAGAUGGUUUGUGAUGGGGCCUCCCCGCUCCGGAACAGGAAUUCACAUUGACCCAUUAGGAACCAGUGCAUGGAACUCUCUGGUCCAUGGACACAAGCGCUGGUGCCUCUUUCCCACCAAUACUCCACGUGAGCUCAUCAAGGUGACAAGAGAAGAAGGAGGUAACCAGCAGGACGAGGCCAUCACUUGGUUUAACGUGAUCUAUCCCCGUACAUUGCUGCCCACUUGGCCUGCUGAGUUUAAGCCUUUAGAGAUCCUGCAGAAGUCGGGAGAAACUGUGUUUGUACCAGGAGGCUGGUGGCACGUUGUGCUGAACUUGGACACGGCUAUCGCCAUCACCCAGAACUUCGCCAGUUGUACAAACUUCCCGGUGGUUUGGCACAAGACAGUGAGAGGGAGGCCCAAACUGUCCAGAAAGUGGUAUAGAAUCUUGAAGCAGGAGCGCCCCGAGCUGGCUGCAUUGGCUGACACUGUAGAUUUACAGGAAUCAACCGGGAUUGCAUCUGACUCUUCAAGUGACUCAUCCAGCUCCUCGUCCUCCAGCUCUUCAGAAUCUGGAUCAGAGGACGACUCCAGCUCUGGAGCGGAGACUAUGUCACACCGGAAGAAGAAGAGGAGAACAUGCAGUGGUAUGGGGAAUGGAGACAGCACCACACAGGAUGACUGUGUGAGCAAAGAACGCAGCUCCUCCAGGUGACAGCUAGGUCACAGUCCUGCAUUCAGGGACAGAAAUGGCUCCUGCACAUGAUCUAAAGGAGAUGGUUUCUUUGUUCUUGUUUCUCUUAUCUGCUGCUAGGAAUUUACAGAACGAGCCCAGUACCACCAUUUUAUAUAGUACAUUACACACAAAGACAUUACUGGUAUGAAUACUAACUUCUGUGCACUUCUGAAAUUAGGACUGGCGGUUGUCGAGAAGCCGCAGAUGGCCUUUACUGGAUCAAGAAGGCUAGCAAUGCUUCUUGGGGAAACAUCUGCAUUGAGCAUGCUCAGGAUGGCACAUAGAUUUGAAAGCCCCACAAGAAAAUGAAGUAUCCAUGAUUUCACAAUGUCUAUCGUGUGGCUCACUUCCAAUAACUAGUUCAGUGGUGUUAACUCCAGCUCCUGCAACAAAUGAGGUCUGUGCAGGUUGAAGCUACCACUUGACCUGUUUCAUUGACCUUCUAACGGCACAUUUAUGAUUUCUUAGCGCAUUCUGCAAGGUUUUCUGACUCCAUUUUUGAUUACAAUAACCCUUGGCAUCCUAGAUCUCUGCUGUGGUCACCCACUGACUGCAGCAACGUUUGCAAGGCAAUAGCCUGAGGAAACGUUGGCACAAAUAGUACUUAUAAACCUAGCUGAGCCUGUACAAUUUUUAUGCCCCCCCCCCCUUUCCUUUUAAUAGACUACCUAGCAUUGGUGGGGGUCCAGGUGCCAAGACCCUGAGUACUUCUGCCCCUUUGUAUUAGUGAUCAUUGGGAGGCUUGGCAGCCCACCCCUCACUGAUAAAAACUUCUGACUCGUCACUAAGGCAUGCCAAGUUAUUUAAUAAGAUGGGUACCCUUCAAGGUCAGCAAUAGUAUAUGUUUUGGUGUGGACAUCAAUGACUUGCCUGUCCCUGGUCUUUAAGAUGAUUAGAAGAUGUUAAAGUCCCUUCCCAAAUGUCCAAUCUCUUGGCUUUCAUUCUUGAGAUGUAAUACCACAAAUGUUCUCACUUAGUUCUUUUUUUAGAUCAGUUUGAACAUUUUUACUACGUCUUUUCAUAAUGAACACAAAAUUUCAAAAAUCUAAUCAGAAGAGUUCAAUAGACUUCCAUUAGUAGGCUGUACAUGAAUCUGAUCUGUGGGAAAACACAUGAUGGCACAUACGGGUCUUAGUACUGAUUAUGAUGGAAAGCAUUCAUAGGCUCUUUUAUUGGAGAGAAGGCUGUGUGAUUGAGGCUUGACCAUUAAAAUCAGCAAUGGGCCCACCACGUUCUCGAGGUUGUAGCUCAUGGACCUCUACCGACCAUGAUCAUAGGACCCUGCAGUUACUUUGGGUACUUCUUUCCACUGAAAAUCUCCAAAACCUUGUCUACAGAUGACUACUCAUCUACCUACUUAGACCACAGGACAGUGUCGUACCCCUUCCACAUUAUAUCUAAUUUCGUGAAUGUCGACCACACCCGCCAAUUUUGAUUAGAACAGCCGUCAGCCAACCAUCUAAUCUAUUUAGGGGUGUCUUCCCAUUGAGGACACAAGCAUGCCAGUCCAACAUCAUGCAUGUUUAUGGAAGCAGGUUGUGAGGAACUAGCUGUGUUCAGCCAACCUUUGCCUUUAAGCUUCUGUAUUUUACUGAAGAUUGUAUUAGUACAGGAGAGAUUAGAGGCACAGACAGGCUCAGGCUACAGUCACUAUAUAUACUGUAUAUAGCCACUAUCUCCUAUUUUCAUGGUCUGCUAAUGAAGAAGAUUCCCCUUUCAUUUUUGGAAUCGCUUAUUGCUGAUCAUAAAGCGGUGACUUAUUGACGAAGAUAUCUUGACUAGGAUCCUUGAUGUAAUGCCACCUCCAUGUAGGCAAAGCAGAUUUACAUAGAAUUUUAUAUAGCAUGGAAGUUAAAGGGGUUGUCCCACUAAUGCAGCUUACCUCCUAUCCACUGGAUAGGAGAUAAGUGUCUGAUUGAUGGGGUUCCAACUGCUGGGGCCCCCACCGAUCACGAGAAUGGGGGCCUAUACUUCCCAGUCUGAAUGGAGCAGCGGUCAAGGAUGUGGGCUGCCAGAGAGAGCUGAGUACAAGCAAUUGGCUAUCUCCGGCAGUCCCAUAUAGCUGAAUGGAGUGACAAGCGCAUGCGUGUCUGCCGCUCCAUUCAGACAGGAGCUCAGGCCCCCUGUUCUCAUGAUCGGCGGGGGCCUGAGUGUUCGGACCCGUGUUGAUCAGACACUUAUCCCCUAUACUGUGAAUGCCUUAAUGGGACAACCCCUUUAAUCACAUAUUUUCUAUUUUAAAAUACGUUGGCAAAGUUUUUUAGACUCCAUUUUAUGGUUAUAUUAUAUCUAGUUAGUCCGUGGCGUACUGAUCUAUCAGCAAGAUUCACAUCCAGUCAUGCCUUGAAGUGUAUAUGGGUUUAGAAUAUUGUGAUGAAGAGUACCAAGGGUUUUCUGCCACCUACAUUUUUCUUCUGUCAUGCCAAGGGAUGUAUAAUAGAUAGCUGGAAGGAAAAAUAAAAACUGCACCACUCUUGUCUUGUGGCAGUGUCCGGUAUUUCAGUUCAGUCUAUGGACAAAUGUUUUGCGGUUUCAUACACCCCCCCCCCUAAAUAACCUAUAAGGACGGAAGAGCCUGAUCUACUGACCUGGUUCAGCACAUCAUAUACCGGUUUUGUAUUUUUUUAUAUGUUUGUUAGCCCAUUUACUUAUGGGACAGUGCGCAUUAGACCAUACCGUGCUCUUAUGCUUGGCAUACAGAGUGAAUUUCAUUCUCCGGCUGCAGCUUUGAAGUGAUCUAAUUAAUAAUUCCUCAAGAAAUCCAGAACAUUAAAUAUACAGAUUCAACCUAGUACCCUCCAGGAGUGAGGAAUGAAGAAAUAAUUUUGCUGCGAUUGCAUAGUCCCAGAGAUGUCCCUGAGCAGCCAAAUGAUCCCAACCGAAAUGAGCCUCAGCCGCGGGUGUCUUCAUUAAUUAUAUCAACGUAGGAGAAAUGUGUAUUUUAGAACUACAGUCUGUGAUCACGGUUAAUUUAAAAUCCCUUCCCUUUUUAAUUUGUAUUUAGUUUUUUAAUAAUAUUUUCUAACAAAAAAUAAAAUUUGCGUUUAAACUGUGU
Messenger RNA from Bufo gargarizans (Asiatic toad), 4354 nucleotides. RefSeq names its product jumonji domain containing 6, arginine demethylase and lysine hydroxylase (gene JMJD6). Gene Ontology annotation, biological process: phagocytosis. Gene Ontology annotation, cellular component: cytoplasm; nucleus. The transcript has 6 exons. Lineage: Eukaryota; Metazoa; Chordata; Amphibia; Anura; Bufonidae. The record is from RefSeq and is a predicted model, not a curated record. Gene Ontology annotation, molecular function: histone H4R3 demethylase activity; P-TEFb complex binding. Bases 67 to 1278 code for a protein of 403 amino acids.